Molecule: messenger RNA, 4514 nt
Organism: Synchiropus splendidus (mandarinfish)
Lineage: Eukaryota; Metazoa; Chordata; Actinopteri; Syngnathiformes; Callionymidae
Product: serine/threonine-protein kinase N1-like
Exons: 23
Coding region: 629-3469 (946 amino acids)
Biological process (GO): signal transduction; protein phosphorylation
Molecular function (GO): protein serine/threonine kinase activity; small GTPase binding; ATP binding
Source: RefSeq, a predicted model, not a curated record
GUGUUUGCUCUGGUGUCCUCCACCCGCCGCCGCUCAGCCGAGAUGGACUGAAGCCUGUCCAGCGCAUUCACGCCGGGGGAAGCGUUUCGUUCUGUGUGCGGAUAUUCGGGCCACGGAGGCGGAUACCUGGCGGCUGAUGGCGUGUCCGGAGCGGCUGGUGCUGGAGUGACAGGCGGCUUUUGGUGUAGCAUGUGAUCCGGAGCACACGCUGAGGCGUGGAAGUGAAUACGAGUCGGAGAAGAAACGUUCCACGUUUGCUUUUGACUGUGCGACCAGGAAGCUGUCGGAGGGAUGCGUGCGUAUCCGGCCAUUCAGGUCACUACCGAGUGUUCCUGCUGUCUCAGUCUGAGAUGUUGAAGUCACCUCGCAGCAUUUUAGGUGGAGCAGCAGCGGCAGCUAACGUUGGUUUCCAGGGAGGAUCAGUUCAGGCGCGGUUAGCCGAGCCAACAAUGCGGAUUCCCUCUGCUCAGCCUUUGUGUCAAUAGACGCUUGCGUGAAGUUGUGAACACUUCCAGGAUCAAUAUACGCCACAUCGACGUGUUUCCCGACAUCGGAGGAGAACAAAGCACCGGCUGGAGGAACAGAUCCCACAUGUGCACAGGUUGUUGGUGAGAUCGAGGACUCGGUGAUGGCGAACGACUCAGUACAAAGUGACCCGGGUGGACUGUCCGUGCUGGAACAGCUUGGUUUGGACCAGAACUCUGACUUCUCUGACUCCGGUGUGCAGCAGCUUCUGGACGAACAGCGUGAGAGGAUUCGCCGUGAAAUCCGUAAGGAGUUAAAAAUCAAGGAAGGGGCUGAGAACCUGCGCAGGGCGACAACUGACAAGAGGAACGUUCAACAGGUGGAGAGUCAGCUGCGGAGCUCCAACCGCAGGCUGGAGGAUCUACAUGCUCAGCUGCAAGAGCUGGACGCUUACAUCGUGGUGAAAGGAGGAGACGAGAGUAAAGAUGAGUGUCCCCAGUCUCCGGGGGCAGAGAGUCGAACCUCCGCCCACAAGGAGCGCAUCGCUGCCUUGGAGAGGCAGCUCAACAUCGAACUCAAGGUCAAACAGGGAGUUGAAAACAUGAUCCCCAUCUAUGCCAAUGGAUCCACCAAGGACAAGAAGAUGCUUCAGACUGCCCAGCAGAUGCUGCAGGACAGUAAGACCAAAAUUGACAUCAUCCGCAUGCAAAUCCGCAAAGCUGUGCAGGCUACAGAGCACAAUGACGACACGCAGGGAAACCAGGACCUGUGUGGGGUGGAGCUGCGUAUCGAGGAGCUCCGGCAUCACUAUCGAGUGGAACAUGCAGUUGCCGAGGGAGCCAAAAAUGUCCUCAGACUACUCGGAGCUAGCAAAGUCCAGGACAAGAAAGCCCUGUCUGAGGCGCAGUCUCGCUUGAGUGAGGCCUCGCAGCGUUUGGAUCUUCUUAGGGACUCUCUGGACCAGCGUCUGGCCGAACUACCGGAGGACCAUCCUAAAGCUAACGUUAUCAAAGAGGAGAUGGUCCUGUCCUCCUCACCUGCCUUUAGUUCGCGCCACGGUGCUCCCUACAUGCACAACCAGUACAGCACACUCAACAAGCCCUCGCCCCUCACUGGUACCUUACAGGUCCAGCUGCUGGGCUGCGUGGGUUUGUUGGAGAUGGUCCCUGGACGAAACAAAGGGACCGCCGUGAUGCUGCCCUGCUACAGCCCAGGAGACACCAAGUCCUUCAUGAGGGGCAGCAAAGGCCUGUACGGCCGCAGUGGCUCCGUCAGCGGGAAAACCCCGAGCAAGAUCGAGGAAUUGUCCUCUGAGGUGAGCGCUGUGCUGAAGCUGGACAACACGGUGGUGGGUCAAACAGCAUGGAAGACGGUGGGAGAACAGGCCUGGGACCAGACCUUCACUGUGGAGCUGGAGAGAUCGAGGGAGAUGGAGAUUGCCGUGUACUGGAAGGACUUUCGCUCACUCUGUGCUCUGAAGUACCUGAAGCUGGAGGAGUUUCUGGACAAUCAGAAACACAGAGUUCAGCUGGAGCUGGAGCCUCAGGGCUUGAUGCUGGCCGAGGUCACAUUCUUCAAUCCGGUGAUCGAGCGAGUCCCGCGCCUGCAGAGACAGAAAAAGGUGUUUUCUAAGCAGCAAGGAAAGGCCUUCCUCCGAGCCCGUCAGAUGAACGUAGAUAUAGGCACGUGGGUGAGGCUUCUGCGAAAUGCCAUCCCUACUGUCAACAACUCGGGAACGUACAGCCCUAAUGCACAGAGCCUUACACUCAACUCUGGGGAGAUCUCAAUGGAGAAGUUAAGUCUGGACAGCGACUCUCCGAUAAGGGGCGAUUACAAACGAGACUUGGAGAGUCACACUCCGGUGAGACAGACAGAGAGAGAGGGAGACCAGGAGAUGGGGGAGGAACGUCUGCCAGCCAUUGAACCCUCCCCCUCCCCAGACUCCACCCCCGACUGUCCAGUCCGACCCCCAUCUGUCAGCAGCAGGCAGAGGAAAGGUCCUCUGUCUCUCCAGGACUUCAGGCUUAUUGCUGUGUUGGGAAGAGGACAUUUUGGAAAGGUUUUGUUAUCUGAAUACAAGAAGUCUGGAGUGAUGUAUGCCAUCAAAGCCUUAAAGAAAGGAGAUAUCGUAGCUCGGGAUGAGGUGGAAAGCCUCAUGUGUGAGAAGCGCAUUUUUGAGAUCGUCAACCUGUCGCACCACCCGUUCCUGGUCAACUUGUUUGCGUGCUUCCAGACACCUGAACAUGUGUGCUUUGUGAUGGAGUACACAGCAGGAGGAGACCUGAUGAUGCACAUCCACACCGACGUCUUCACCGAGCCCCGAGCUGUCUUCUAUUCUGCCUGCGUAGUUCUGGGUCUUCAAUUCCUCCACGACCACAAGAUUGUGUACAGAGACCUCAAGCUGGACAACCUGCUGCUAGACACGGAUGGUUAUGUGAAAAUUGCUGACUUUGGCCUGUGUAAAGAAGGGAUGGGCUAUGGGGACAGAACCAGCACAUUCUGUGGCACGCCGGAGUUCUUGGCCCCGGAAGUGCUGACAGAUGCAUCCUACACCAGGGCCGUGGACUGGUGGGGACUGGGAGUCCUCAUCUAUGAGAUGCUGGUGGGAGAGUCUCCGUUCCCUGGUGACGAUGAAGAGGAGGUGUUCGACAGCAUUGUGAAUGAUGAAGUCCGCUACCCACGUUUCCUCUCCACUGAGGCCAUUGGCAUCAUGAGACGACUGCUACGAAGGAACCCAGAGAGACGUCUAGGCUCGGGUGAGAAAGAUGCUGAGGAGGUGAAGAAGCAGCCAUUUUUCAGGAGCAUGGACUGGGAGGCGCUGCUGCAAAGAAAGGUGCCGCCGCCGUUCAUCCCGACCAUUCGUGGCAAGGAAGAUGUCAGUAACUUUGAUGAGGAGUUCACGACGGAGCCUCCCACACUCACGCCUCCACGAGAACCCCGCGUUCUCACUCGUAAAGACCAGGACAGUUUCAGAGACUUUGACUAUGUCUCUGACCUGUGCUAGUGUGCCCGUUUGCUGACAGACCACUGAGAAGGUUUGCUGCUGAAGGCUUGUGGACUGUGGACUGUUUGUCGAAAUGCUUAGGAUUUAUUACACUGUGAACGAAAGUGGAGACACUGAAGGCAGCCAUUGUUGUGUCUUCUGGACGGUUUGAAGGACCUUUUAAUUCCACUCCGCUCACCACCCAACACGCCUGUCCAAAGUCAGCGACGCCUCCAGUGGAGCAGGGCAGCAGAGAAAGAGGGUGAUGCCUCAUGUACCAUGCCUUAUGUUUGGUUUUUAAGAUCAAUGUUUCGACCAUUCCAGCGACAGAACAGAUGGUCAGCUCUCUGAAGUGUUUCUUUGUUUGGUUUUAAAACAACACACUGCACAAUGAUUUUAUUUUCUGCACUCAAAUUAGAAUAAGUCCGUUCAUUUGGGGACAGUGACCACUGCUUUAUAUCAGUGUGACAAAACAUUGAUUCAUUUAUCUUAUUUUCUACUGCUUUGUUUUUGAUUAAUUUCCCAACACUGUGUAUUUUAACGGAAAGAAAGACAUUUUUAUAAAUUGUCUGCACAGUUCGCAGUUGACUGAACUGAUCCAGUUUUUUGUUUGGCACAAAAUGAUGGUUAAAUAAUAGAAUUAGAUAUUUGAUUAAUUAUUCGUUUUAUCUACGCGUGAGAAACAAAUGUAGCAUGCAGAUUUUGAAGAAAAACUUCACCUCAAGUGAAUUUCGGCAUGAAGGGACUCACCACUUGCAGUUUGGGAUCAUCUGGACAAGAUUGUCGGUAGGUGUCGUCUCACCUGAUGGGGACUCCGUGCAGCAGGAGAGUCACUUUGUAGCCUUCGGUCCGUCGUCGCUGUAGGGCCAGAUUCAUGUUGAUGGGCAAUACUUGGAUAUAAGCAGAAAUCAAAUUGAAAAGGUCACUCAUUUUGUUUUGUUUUUCUAGGAGCAAACGUUUGUUGUGAGGUUAUUGUACUAUGGUGUGGAUUUUACUGAACUUGUGUACGACUUGAUGAAGCCUUGUGAGGUGAAAGACUUAUUUUAUAAAGAAAUUCUUGAGGGAA